Molecule: messenger RNA, 991 nt
Organism: Aaosphaeria arxii CBS 175.79
Lineage: Eukaryota; Fungi; Ascomycota; Dothideomycetes; Pleosporales
Exons: 6
Coding region: 215-991 (258 amino acids)
Source: RefSeq, a predicted model, not a curated record
AGUACAGUAUCUUAUAGUAACAUAAGAAUAUCGGUAAAGCACGAAGAAGGAAGAAGGAAACAGGAAACAGGACCGCAAAGUGGAGCCGACGGUGCAACUAUGUACAUACCCGCAGUACCUGCGAUUGAACAAAGCGCAUCGGCUUCAUGAGAUGUGCUAUGGGCAUUGUACUGUGUAGAGUCAAGUCGGACGGAGCGGCAAAGGGGAUGUGGAUAUGUAUGGAUUGAUGAAUGGGGAAAUGCCAAAUGGGAUGGGAUGUUGGGACGUCAUGUGCACCGUUCUCUGCUCAAGGCACUCGGCUCGGGCCUCAGCGCUCUCGGUGCCCUCAGCGUUGGAGAGAAAGGGACCAAGGUAUUACUAUCAACGAUAUGUGCAGAGGUGGUAUGUUAGUUAUGGUCAGGGGGGAGCACGCAUGUUAACUGGAGGUUUGUAUAGGCGCGCGCCGACGACGGACGAGAGAGAUGAAUGGGCUUUUCGCACGUUGGCAGUUGGAAGCGCCUGUGAGGUCGCAUCGAUUAUUACUCGCAGCUGGUGGAGUGCCGUCGCCGCCGCCAUCGCCGCCGUCACAGUUGGUGUGGUUAUGGUGUUGGAGGGUGGAAAUGACCAGGGGAAGAAGUUAAGAAAUGGGCUUAGGGGGAGGCAGUGGAUUCGGGAGUGGACGCCGCACAGCACAGUUACCGCAGUAGUUACUACACAGAGUCAUGGCAUGGCAUGGCACCAGGCAAACAAAUGGCACACCCUCCUUUGGGAACAGUGGCGGAUAGGGAUGCUUUAUUCGGGUAUAGCUGAGAAUGCGAUCACCAGGGAACAGAAGAGGAAUAUGCACAAAUGUGAAAAUGUGAUGGACAAGAAGAGAAGGGAUUUGUUAAUUAGAGGGAAGGGAGGGAUUAGUUCCGUUACAGGCAAAGGCGUGGGCAUGUCCUCUGUCUGCCAGCACGAGUACGGGCAUAGCCAUAAUUCACAGCCUACUUACUCGUACUGUACCAAGUGA